Linum trigynum is the source of this 3966-nucleotide messenger RNA. The record is from the annotation of a GenBank genome assembly. Lineage: Eukaryota; Viridiplantae; Streptophyta; Magnoliopsida; Malpighiales; Linaceae.
UUCAAAACGAUCAGAAAACUUAAAUUUGUAACGACUUGGUAACAAACAUUUGCAAUUAAUACAAAACGAUCACAAAUUAAAAAGAAGUGACUAUUUUUGUACCAAGUACAAAUUUAUUUGACAAUUUUUACUAAAUACCCACCAUUUACACCAUACAAUUUACCUCUCAAAAUCUGCUAGUUGCCAAACAGGGUAUCUGGGUAUGUGUGGAUUAUACAGAAAAAUUACCCAAAAAGAAAUAGCAGCAGCACAAAAUAGAAAACAUAAUGAUGUUGUUCUAAUAUUUGACCGCGUAACGUUAGCGUAUACCUUCCCCUGUUUUUCCUCCUCUCUCACUCCCUCGCCUCGAGUAGCGCAGUAGCUAGUGAGUAGCAGAAGAAGAGAGCAGUAUCUUAGCUGGAUGCUUCCUCUCUCUCUCUCUCUGUCUCUCUCCCUCAAAAACCCCCCAAUCCUCCCUUUUCCCUUUCUCUUUCACUCAGCUCUCAUCUGAGCUUUGAGAGAGAAACGUUAACAGAGUAUUUUCCACAUUUCCACACAAUGCCCUUUCCUUCCUACUUCAUCUUCUUCUUCCUCCUCCACCGCUGCUCCGUCGCCUUCCCCGUCCGCCGCAUUCUCCACCAGCCUUUCUUCCCCGUCGACACCCUCCCUCCCGCACCCUCCCCUUCUUCCCUCCCUCUACCUUCACCGCCGGCCAAGCUCCCUUUCUCCUCCUCCCCCGGCACCCCAACCAACACCAAUCCCAACUCCCCGUUCUUCCCAACUUACCCUUCCCCGCCUCCACCGCCGUCUCCCUCCACAUUCGCUUCCUUCCCCGCCAACAUCUCCUCAUUGAUCCUCCCUCAAUCCCCUUCCUCAAAGCCUUCCCCUUCCUCCUCCCACAAGCUCCUCGCCCUUUCUCUCUCCUUCCUCGCCGCCGCCGUUGUCGUUUCCGCGGUCCUCGCAUUCUGCUUCUGCCGCCGACGCCGGACCGCCAACAGCCCUCCUCCCAGUCACGAUGCCAAGACCCACGCCUCGUCCGACCGCCAGAGCAGUACCAGAUUCUACGCCGUGAAUCCGGAUCGGGGCUCCGGAUCCAGGAAUAAGCUCCGACCCACUAAUAACAGCUCGGAGUUUUUGUAUCUUGGGACGCUUGUUAAUACCCAUGGGAUUGGGGAUGGUGGCGGGUCGAAUCUUGCUGCCAUUGAGUCUCCGGUUGUGGGGAAGAUGGAUUCGCCGGAACUCCGGCCGCUCCCGCCGCUGAAUCAUCAUGGCCGGAAUCCGGAUGGUUUUGGUUCCCCUGAGGAUGCUGAGGAAGAGGAGUUUUAUUCGCCGAGGGGGUCGUUGGGCGGCGGAGGGAGGGAUGGUUCGGUCGGGGCGGGAUCCGGGUCGAGGAGGAUGUUUCGGGCUGUGGGUGGCCCGGGUCCGGAUUUCGGAGAAGGAGGGACUACUGAUUCGACUUCUUGCUCUUCCGAUUCGUCGUCUGGAUCUCCGGCGAGGUCUCAGUCGGUUAGCAUUUCUCCCCCCGUGAGUUUGUCCCCGCGGAAUAAUAGGAAGUCCUCCCCUGAAUCUGCUCGGGUCGUUUAUCCGGGUCCGGGUCCAGCGCCUGCUCCGCCUUGCCCGCCGAUGCCGCCGCGGCGGAAUGAGAAUGAGUUGUUGGCGUCUGUUUCGCCGUCGUUGUCUGCUUCGUCUUCGCCGAGGAUUUCUUUCGAUAUCGAGCAAAUGAAGCGAAUCUCGCCGGAUCGGAAUGUGAGGUCGCCGUCGCUGUCUCCGGCGAGGAUUCUGAAUCAGAAUCAGCAACAGAUGGGGAAGCUUUCUUCUUUAGGUUCCCCUGUUUCUACUGCAUCGGCUGCUUCUUCGCCCAAGCUAUGGAACGCUCUGAAUCAAAAUGUGCGGUCACUGUCGGUUUCUUCUUCUUCCGCUGCGUCACCGGACAGAGUUUCAUCUUCGUCGGAGAAAUCUCAACCCCCCCGAAUGUCCAAUGAUAUGGAGCCUAACAAUGCCCAGCCGUCAUCGUUGCUUUCCUCCGCUUGGACUUCUCCUGAAAGACAUCCACUUUCCUCUCCGUCCGCCAUGGCCGUUAAAAUGUCGCCGUCAUUCUCAUUAGCUUCUUCAUCGCCGGGUUUCGAGAAGAGCCCUGAUCGGUCUUCGGCUGACGGAUUGAACGUCUCUGGGCUGAAUGUUAAGAUGAGCUCUGUUCUUGGUCAGCAGCCAAUUUCAGCUCCGCCGCCGCCCCCUCCUCCUCCUCCGCCCCCACUACCGCCGAGACAGAUGGAAUUUUCUCCGGUGGCAUCGACACCAGAAGGCAAGUUAAUUUCGACUUCGGCAGCUGCCCCGCCGUUGCUUAUACCCCCGUUCAGGCAGUUUGUGCUGCAAACGCCGCCGACGAAAGUAUCUCCGAUUCAACUGCCUCCGAAUGCUGAAGCAGAGGAUCACUUCCAAGAGACUCCCAAGCCAAAGUUGAAGCCUUUACAUUGGGACAAAGUUCGAGCUAGCUCCGAUCGCGAAAUGGUUUGGGAUCAAAUUGGGUCCAGCUCGUUCAAAUUGAAUGAGGAGAAGAUCGAGGAAUUGUUUGUGGCAAAUGCCCCGAAAACAAAGCCAUCACCAGGAACUCCGACUCCAUUCAAUCUAUUUGGAAAUCAGGAAAAUAGGGUUCUUGAUCCGAAAAGAGCACAGAACAUUGCAAUCUUGCUGAGAGCUUUGAAUGUCACCAUAGAGGAAGUCUGUGAAGCUCUCUUAGAGGGUAGUACUGAUACUCUUGGAACUGAGCUGCUGGAGAGCUUAAUGAAGAUGGCACCUAGUAAGGAAGAGGAGCGAAAGCUGAAGGAGUAUAAUGACGAUUCACCAGUGAAGCUCGGUCAUGCAGAGAAGUUCCUCAAGGCAGUCCUCGAUGUCCCGUUCGCCUUUAAAAGAGUCGAUGCAAUGAUGUACAUGGCCAACUUUGAUUCCGAGACUGAGUAUCUCAGGAAGUCCUUUGAAACCCUCGAGGCAGCAUGUGAAGAGCUGAGGAGCAGCAGGAUGUUCCUGAAGCUUCUGGAAGCCGUGCUCAAGACAGGAAACCGUAUGAAUGUAGGGACAAACCGUGGUGAUGCUCGUGCUUUCAAGCUUGACACGCUCCUCAAGCUGGCCGAUGUCAAGGGCAUAGAUGGCAAGACGACUUUGCUCCAUUUCGUGGUACAGGAGAUUAUAAGAACUGAGGGAGCUCGUCCCUCCUUGGAGGGAUACAUGAAUUCCGCCCCCUCAUCAUGUGAUGAGGUCAAGUGCAGGAAACUUGGGUUGGAAGUGGUGUCAAGUUUAAGCUUGGAGUUGAGCAAUGUCAGAAAAUCCGCUGCUAUGGACUCUGAUGUGCUCAGCAGUGAGGUCGCCAAGCUUUCUGUCGGCAUUGAAAAGAUAAUUGAGGUAGUGCAGUUGAAUGAGAGAUUAGGGCUGAGUGGAAGUGGGAAGUUCUCAGAGUCGAUGAACAAGUUCUUAGAAAUGUCCGAGGGGGAGAUUAUAAGGAUUCAGGCGCAAGAGAGUGUUGCAUUGUCAUUGGUGAAGGAGAUUACUGAAUAUUUCCAUGGAAACUCGGCGAAAGAAGAAGCUCACCCUUUUAGGAUCUUCAUGGUUGUGAGGGACUUCCUCUUGGUUCUCGAUAGGGUUUGCAAAGAAGUUGGCAUGAUAAACGAACGAACGAUUGUUAGCUCAUCGGUGUAUAAGUUCCCUGUUCCGGUGAAUCCCAUGCUGGCUCAGGCACAAUGCAGUUCAUUUUCCGAGGAUGAAGGUGAACUGCCAUGAGGAAAGAAAAAUGAUCUGCUGGGUUUUCUGCAACUCAUCUGCCCCCAGUUUCUGUACAAAUCCGCGAAGAGAGAUUUUUGUAAUUUGCUGGUUUAUAUGGUCUGUGUAGAUUAGUAUAUAUAGAAAGAUGGUUUCUUUUUGCUGGAGAUGAUGGCAUGCUAAUGGAUAAUGUAUGAUCCCCUGUCCAAACUAAUGAUUCGGGAUUCUAUUCAGAUA